CCCACACAUACCACCCCCACCACCACCACCAGCAUACUCUCACACCCUGGCCAGGUGUAUAUAUACACGCACACACUCUCGCACGCCGACCUAUCUAGACAUCAUAUUCUGCGCGCGUCCCACAGAUCCGAGGCUUCUGAACUACUCGCCACAGGAGUUCACCCAUGGCGAACGACAGGAAAACGCGCGGAGAUCGCGCCCGCGAAUCGCUCGCCUCCUGGAGAGCAUUCCUGUGGAACCCGCGAACAAGGGAGUUCUUGGGUCGAACCGGGACCAGCUGGGCCCUCAUCAUCGGCUACUAUGUCAUCUUCUACCUCGUCCUGGCCGCGAUGUUCGCCUUCACCAUGUGGGUGAUGCUGCAGACGAUCAGCGACGAGAGGCCCAAGUACCAGGACCGCGUCCAGAACCCUGGCGUGAUGAUCCGGCCGCGUACGGAGAAUCUGGACGUCACCUUCAACAUCUCCCAAAGCGAUUCCUACUCCAAAUUCACGCAGUCCAUCGACUCCUUCCUCAAGACCUACGACAACCAGUCGGUGGAGUGGCCUCGGUGCACUCCGGGAUUCUUCCGCGACGAGCAGGGAUCCCCCGUGGGCCACCUCCUGACCGCUGUGCCCACGCGUUGCUACUUCAACCGCUCGCUGCUCGCAAACUGCUCGGGGCUCAGCGACCUCAGCUACGGCUACGCCAGCGGUCAGCCAUGCGUGCUCGUCAAGAUCAACCGCGUGAUCGGCUACAAGCCUGGGGACACGAACAUAUCAGCGAGCGUCAACUGCACAGCGAAAGACACGGACCUGGGACCUCUGAAGUUCUACCCUGAAAACAAAUUCGAUCCAAUGUACUUCCCCUACUAUGGCAAGAAAACAGACGGUGCCUACCGUCAGCCCGUGGUGGCCGUGCAGUUCCUGAGCCCGCCCCGCAACACCGAUCUGCAGGUGGUGUGCCGCCUGUCGGGGCCCAACGUAGUCGUGGACGAAAACAACCGAGACAAGUUCAUCGGCCGCGUCGAGUUCCACCUCCAGGUCUCCAACUAGUGGGAGGGUGGGAUUGGGGGGGGAUGGGGGACAGAGACGAUGACGACACGCGGGACACACGCGACUUCGUUCAUUAGGGACUCCUAGCUUCGUUUCCCGUGGUCCGCGACUUCAUUUCUUGUGACCCAUGACGUCAUUUCCUGUGGCCCAUGACUUCAUUUCCUGUGGCCCAUGACGUCAUUUCCUGUGGCUCAUGACUUCAUUUCCUGUGGCCAAUGACUUCAAUUGUUAUGAUUCAUGACUUCAAUUCUUGUGACCCAUGACUUCAUUUCCUGUGGCCCAUGACGUCAUUUCCUGUGGCCCAUGACUUCAUUUCCUGUGGCCAAUGACUUAAUUUCCUGUAGCUAAUGACUUCAUUUCCUGUGGCCAAUGACUUCAGUUGUUAUGAUUCAUGACUUCAAUUCUUGUGACCCAUGACUUCAUUUCCUGUGGCCCAUGACGUCAUUUCCUGUGGCCCAUGACGUCAUUUCCUGUGGCCAAUGGCUUCAUUUCCUGUGGCCAAUGACUUCAUUUCCUGUGGCCAAUGACUUCAUUUCCUGUGACCCAUGACUUCAUUUCCUGUGGCCCAUGACGUCAUUUCCUGUGGCCAAUGGCUUCAUUUCCUGUGGCCAAUGACUUCAUUUCCUGUGGCCAAUGACUUCAUUUCCUGUGGCCAAUGACUUCAUUUCCUGUGGCCAAUGACUUCAUUUACUGCGGCCCAUAACUUAAUUUCUUAUGGCCCACGACUUCAAUUCUUAUGGCCCAUGACUUCAUUUCCUGUGGCCUAUGACUAAAUUUUCCAUCGCCCGCGGCUUAAUUUCUCACGACCCACGACGUCAAUUCUUGUGGCCUGUGACUUCAUUUUCUUGUGGCCGCCAACUUAAUUUCAUGUGGCUCCCAACUGAAUUUCCCGUGGCCCGAAAAUGCAUUUCCUGUGGCCUUUGGGCCAGACUUCACUUCACAAAAACAAGAAUCAGGCCACUCUCAGUGCCUGCGGUUUGAGCCCUGAGUCUGGAUGUCUCUCUAUAUAUCUGGGUGGUUCAUAAUGGCCGUGUCGUAGAAAUUGAGCCAACACCACCGAGACCCUGGGUUCGAGUUCUGAGUGUGGGUUUUUCUGAUAGAUCUAUGUGUGAGUAUGUGGGUCUGUUUGUUAGUAUAUGGGUCUCGAUAUGAGUCUAUGGGUCUUUAUGACUCUAUAGGUCUAUGUGACUCUGUGUGUUUGUGUUUGUGGGUCUCUGUGUGAGUCUGUGGGUCUCUGUGUGAGUCUAUAGGUCUUUGUGUGAGUCUAUAGGUCUCCGUGUGAGUCUAUGGGUCUCUGGGUGAGUCUAUGGGUCUCUGUGUGAGUCUAUGGGUCUCUGUGUGAGUCUACGGGUCUCUGUGUGAGUCUACGGGUCUCUGUGUGAGUCUAUGGGUGCUGUAAUCCCUUUGGUUUGAGGCUGACACUCGGGACUCGAACCCAAGGGAUCUCAGCUUCUGUGCACAUCUGAGCCAUCGGGUCUCCACGAUAUAGUGUAAAUAUACAAACAUAACAACAAUAAUCACCAUAGUCCAUAUUAGCCACUACAAAGACAACAUAGGGGAAGUGUAAAUGUAUGAUACUUGAUAGGUCCAACAGCGGUGGCGUAAGUGACGACAUCAGCUCAAUGGUGGAGGGGUUGGUUGUGGAAUAUCGGGUUUUUGAUGAGUUUAACGCGACCAAUAUCCGUUAAAGAGGUUUCGCUGGGUUAGAUCGCGUAAAUAUGAAUGUGUCUUGACUUAAAGCUUUCGUGGCUGCAGGAAUUCAUAUUCUUUGGGUCUUUCGGCAAAGUCGCGUAGAUAGGUUCAAAGAAAAUUAAAAAAACUACGACGUUUCGAUAGCAACACAAGCGAUCGAAACGUCGUAGUUUUUUUGUUAUUUUUCUUUGAACCUAUCUACGCGACUUUGCCGAAAGACCCAAAGAAUAUAAAUGUGUCGGUAAACCUGCCACCACCCGACACGGCCAACUAGUAAGGUUUGUCACGUGAACAGAACGUGCCCAAUUCGUUUCGAGUACAGCAACAAACCGGUUGCGUGUUGGAGAGCAAAUCCACAAUAUUUGACAAAUCUGAGAUUUUUUUUUUAUUAAUGAUAUAUAUAUGAUUGAUUACACCGUGUAACACUAUUUUUUGUUCCUGGGUAGUAAGUGUUAUAUUCUAAUUGCUUAUGCCGAAAAAGUAUAGAAAGUGGCUUUUAUACCCCACGAACUUUUCUUCGUGACUAGGACUUCAUGUGAACGGAAGACGCAAAUUCGCAUUUAUUCUCAUUGAAAAUUGGUACGUUACAAAAUAUCGCUGUCCUGGUCACAAAAGCAAAGUUCGUGGGGAAUAAUAGCCACUUUCUGCACUUUUCAGGCUUAUGCAAUUAUAAAAAAUACCACUUACUACCCAAGAACAAAAAAUAUAAUAAAAAAAUGUUGUUACACAGUGUUUUGAGAUAUCGCGGAUUCCUCUCGCCCCAAUCGUCAUCUUCGUCGUCGUCGUCAUCGACACAAUAUCGUCACUUUCCGCGUAGCGGUCUGGGACGUUUGACGCCAGGACACUGGAACGGCUCCCGUGUCCGCGCGGAGCGGCAGCGUGGGCCAUGAGCGAGGAGCGGCCGCGUUUGUAUCGGCUGUAACUUUUGAAAAGUGAAAUUAAAAAAAGGCAAAAAAAA
Molecule: messenger RNA, 3681 nt
Organism: Petromyzon marinus (sea lamprey)
Lineage: Eukaryota; Metazoa; Chordata; Hyperoartia; Petromyzontiformes; Petromyzontidae
Product: sodium/potassium-transporting ATPase subunit beta-2-like
Biological process (GO): potassium ion import across plasma membrane; intracellular potassium ion homeostasis; sodium ion export across plasma membrane
Cellular component (GO): sodium:potassium-exchanging ATPase complex
Molecular function (GO): ATPase activator activity
Source: RefSeq, a predicted model, not a curated record